Messenger RNA from Coturnix japonica (Japanese quail), 5340 nucleotides. RefSeq names its product lysine demethylase 2A (gene KDM2A). Lineage: Eukaryota; Metazoa; Chordata; Aves; Galliformes; Phasianidae. The record is from RefSeq and is a predicted model, not a curated record. Gene Ontology annotation, molecular function: zinc ion binding; protein binding; DNA binding.
GGGGGGCGGAAUGGGAAGGGGCGCGGGGCGGCGCAGGCGCAGUGCGGCGGCCGAGGCAGUGUGUAUGUGAGGCUCUGACGGGUUCAAAAUGGCGGCGGCGGCUCCUGUGAGAGGACAAAGGCGCAGGAGGGACCUGGAGGAAGAGGACGACGACAGCAGCCCUGGAGUGUCCUUCUCGCUUUCUUCAGAAGAGUCGGAGAUGGAGCCCGAGGAAGAAAGGAUCCGUUACAGCCAAAGAUUACGUGGCACAAUGCGGCGGCGUUACGAGGAUGAUGGCAUAUCUGAUGAUGAAAUUGAAGGGAAGAGGACAUUUGACCUUGAGGAAAAGCUCUCUACCAACAAGUUUAAUUCUACCUUCGUCAUCUUCAUGGAAGGCAAAGACUUCACAGUUGAAUACAUCCAGAGAGGUGGCCUGAGAGACCCCCUCAUCUUCAGGAGCUCCGAUGGCCUGGGUAUAAAGAUGCCAGAUCCGGACUUCAGCGUGAACGAUGUGCGGCUGUGUGUUGGGAGCCGGCGGAUGGUGGAUGUCAUGGAUGUAAACACACAGAGGGACAUAGAGAUGUCCAUGGCACAGUGGGCACGCUACUAUGAAACACCUGAAGCUGAACGGGAGAAACUUUACAAUGUCAUCAGCCUGGAGUUCAGCCACACCAAACUGGAGAACCUGGUGCAGAGACCUGCUACGGUGGAUCUGAUUGACUGGGUUGAUAACAUGUGGCCCAGGCACCUGAAGGAGAGUCAGACAGAGUCUACGAAUGCUAUUUUAGAAAUGCAGUAUCCAAAAGUACAGAAGUACUGUCUGAUGAGUGUCAAGGGCUGCUACACUGAUUUUCAUGUGGACUUUGGUGGUACUUCUGUGUGGUACCACAUCCACCGAGGAGGAAAGAUCUUCUGGUUGAUCCCUCCUACACCCCAGAACCUGGAGCUCUAUGAAAACUGGCUUCUCUCAGGGAAGCAGGGAGACAUAUUUCUUGGGGACAGAGUGUCAGAGUGCCAGCGCAUCGAGCUCAAGCAGGGUUAUACAUUUGUCAUCCCCUCAGGUUGGAUCCAUGCUGUGUACACUCCCAUGGACACGCUGGUUUUUGGAGGCAACUUCUUGCACAGCUUCAACAUCCCUAUGCAGCUCCGGAUCUACAGCAUUGAAGACCGCACGCGGGUCCCAAACAAGUUUCGUUAUCCCUUCUAUUAUGAGAUGUGUUGGUAUGUGCUAGAGCGCUAUGUCUACUGCAUCACCAGCCGUUCCCAUCUCACCAAGGACUUCCAGAAGGAAUCACUCAGCAUGGGUGAGCUCCUCUCCAGCCCCUGCUCCUCCUUCUCGCAUGCUGCUGCAGACAUGGAGCUGAGCUCCUCAGACUUAGUAAACAUGGAGGAAGAGGAGGAGGAAGAUGAGGAUGCGCAUGGGAAGGAACCAAGGAGACCAAUCACGAGACAGUCUGUUCUUACCAGUCCUGUAGCCAAUGGUGCCAAUGUGGACUACGAUGAACUGGGCAGGAGCUGCCGGAGCAGCAUGCCAACUCUGAAGAAGAGCCCAUCUAUAGACUCCUCUGACUCUAGCCGGGGCUCCCAGAAUGGCCAGGCCUGGGAGCCACAUGGUGGCAGUCCACGCAAGAGCAGGAGGGUGCACCUGACACAGUUUGAGCUGGAGGGGCUGCGCUGCCUGGUAGACAAGCUAGAGUCACUCCCUCUGCACAAGAAGUGCGUUCCUACCGGCAUCGAGGACGAGGACGCUCUCAUCGCUGAUGUCAAGUUGCUACUAGAGGAAUACGCAAACAGUGACCCCAGACUGGCACUUACAGGCAUCCCCAUUGUCCAGUGGCCCAAGAGAGACAAGCUAAAGCUGCAGGCCCGGCUGAGAGUGCGCCUGCCCACCAUCCCCAUCACCAAGCCUCACACCAUGAAGCCAACCCCUCGCCCAACACCCAUCAGGCCCACAAUGUCCCCCAUCGUGUCAGGUGCCCGCCGGAGGCGUGUGCGCUGCAGGAAAUGCAAGGCCUGCAUGCAAGGCGAGUGUGGCAUGUGUCACUUCUGCAAGGACAUGAAGAAGUUUGGGGGGCCUGGCAGGAUGAAGCAGUCCUGUGUCCUACGGCAGUGCUUAGCACCCAGGCUGCCUCACUCAGUCACAUGUGCGCUUUGCGGGGAGGUGGAUCAGAAUGAAGACUCACAGGACUUUGAGAAGAAGCUCAUGGAGUGCUGCAUCUGCAAUGAGAUUGUUCACCCUGGCUGCCUGCAGAUGGAUGGGGAAGGGCUGCUCAAUGACGAGCUCCCCAACUGCUGGGAAUGUCCCAAAUGCUACCAGGGUGAUGACACAGAGAAGGGCCAGAAGCGCAAGAUAGAAGAGAGCGAUGAUGACAUGGCACAAGCCAAGGUGCUGCGGCCCCUGCGGAGUUGUGAGGAGCCCCUGACCCCACCACCCAACUCGCCCACCCCCAUGCUCCAGCUGAUCCAUGACCCGGUGUCACCACGAGGUGUGGUAACGCGCUCGUCCCCAGGUGCCGGUCCCAGCGAGCACCACAGUGCCAGCAGGGAUGAGCGAUUCAAGCGGCGCCAGCUUCUGCGGCUCCAGGCCACCGAGCGAACCAUUGUGCGGGAGAAAGAGAACAACCCCAGUGGCAAAAAGGAGCUGUCGGAGGUGGAGAAGGCCAAGCUGCAUGGCUCCUACCUCACCGUGACGCUCCAGCGUCCCACCAAAGAUGUCCAUGGCACUUCCAUUGUCCCCAAGCUGCAAGCCAUCACCGCCUCCUCUGCCAACCUGCAGCACUCUCCCCGCGUGGUGAUGCGCCACACGCCUGCCCGGAUGCAUCCCCGGGGUGGGGGGGAGGAUGAGGCAGCUGCUGAGGAGGACGAGGAGGAGGAGGAUGAAGAUGAUGAGAACACAGAGGAGGGGGGGGCUGCCCGUCUUAAUGGCAGAGGGGGCCGGGUGCAGGAGGGUGAGGAGAGCUGGAUGCAGCGCGAGGUGUGGAUGUCUGUCUUCCGCUACCUCACCCGCAGGGAGCUCUGCGAGUGCAUGCGGGUGUGCAAGACCUGGUACAAGUGGUGCUGUGACAAGAGAUUGUGGACAAAGAUAGAUUUGAGCAGGUGCAAGUCCAUCACCCCCCAGGCACUGAGUGGUAUCAUCAAAAGACAGCCUAUCAGCCUUGACCUCAGCUGGACCAACAUCUCCAAAAAGCAGCUCACGUGGCUUGUCAACAGACUGCCAGGCCUGAAAGACCUCAUCUUAGCAGGCUGUUCCUGGUCUGCAGUCUGUGCUCUCAGUACCUCCAGCUGCCCCCUUCUCAGGACCCUUGAUCUUCGGUGGGCAGUAGGAAUCAAGGACCCUCAGAUCCGGGAUUUGCUCACACCUCCAACAGAUAAACCCAGUCAGGACAAUCGCAGCAAACUCCGCAACAUGAUUGAUUUCCGGCUUGCUGGCCUGGACAUCACCGAUGCCACACUGCGGCUGAUCAUCCGCCACAUGCCCCUGCUCUCCCGCCUCGACCUCAGCCACUGCAACCACCUUACAGACCAGUCUGCCAACCUCCUCACAGCCGUGGGCUCCUCCACACGCAACUCCCUCACUGAGCUCAACAUGGCAGGCUGCAAUAAGCUGACAGACCAGGCCUUGCUGUACCUGCGCCGCAUCUCCAACGUCACCCUCAUUGACCUACGGGGUUGCAAGCAGAUCACUCGCAAAGCCUGUGAGCACUUCAUCUCAGAUCUGUCCAUCAACAGCCUCUACUGCCUGUCCGAUGAGAAGCUGAUCCAAAAAAUCAGCUAGAGACCCUCCCCCGGGCAGACUGAGGAGAAGGAGAAAAGCCCACCCCUCUCAGAGAGCCACUCCUCCACCUCCCCAUCUUGCCCUCGAUGUCCUGCCACUGCCACCUCGUGGGCAGGGCCGGUACUGGCCUUGCUCGGCUGUCCUUCCUCCUCCUACCGCUGGGACUUGUGCCGAUGUGGACAUCCCCCCCAGGCUGGCCAGUACGAGAGGAGGACCGGGCCCGCAGCAGGGAGCUCCCAAGGUGGAGGUUGUUGCCGAGAUCCCUGGGUGGAGAAACGGGGCGCACCCUCUUCCCCCUACUUUUCCCCAGCUCCUUGCCUUGAAACACUUGUCACUUCCCUGUUAGCACAAAGCUUGAGGCCUCUCCAAGGAGGAGGGAGCAGAGCUGGGACGGGCCCUCUCUCUCGGUGCCACCACCAGCUCGAGCCCUGCUCUAAACCCCCUCACCCAGCCCUUGGAUUCCUUUCUUCCCCUGCAGCAGCGAGGGCAGGAGCCCUCCAGCCUGGGCAUGGCGGCAAGGUUGGGGAUGGGGCUUCCACCCUGGGGCGCUUCCUCAGAGCCCUGUGCACAGGCAGUGGCCGAGGCUCGGCUGGGGGAGCAGCCCCCAGAGCUCAGGGAGGACUCGAAUAAUCAGCCGCGGGUGAGUGAGCACGGGGGGGGGGGGGGGGGGGGGGGGGGGGGGGGGGGGGGGGGGAGGAAGCUGCUGCAUCUCCCUCCCCAGCUGCCUACCACGGCCGAGCGCUGACAUUCGUGUGGCAGGGCUGCCUCGCUGCCUUGUCCUCUCAUCUCCCACCCUCCCCCCCACCCCAUUUUAGCUGCCGUUUUUUCCUUUGCAAUGAGCGGUUGGUCCAAAGAACCUCUCUCUUGGGCAGCAGAGAGCUUUUUGCACUUUAAGAAAAAAAAAACAAAAAAACAAAAAAAAAAAAGCAAAAAAAAUUAAAAGUAAAAAAUCGGAAAAAAAACUCAAGAUAUGAGGGAAAAAAAAAGAAAAAAAAAAGUUGGCAUCUUUUGGGUCGCUCUUUCGUUCCCCUCCCUGCCCGUGCCCGGCUGCUGCUCCUCUCCCCGGUGCAUGGCACAGCGCAGCCCCCAGAAGCAAUAAGGGAGGAGAGGAGGCUGCGGGCGGGCUGUGAGCAGCGCUGGGGGGGGUUUAGGGAAGGAGGGGGCAGAGCCCCCAUCUCUGUCCUGGUGGCUGUUGCUGCGGCGUUUUUCUUUCUUCUUGGGUUCAUUUGUUUGAGUUUUGCCACCAGGACAGAAGCGAGGGGAGCGGUGCGGGACCCCCCCCAUACAGCCCCUCCAUACAGCCCCAUAGCCCCGCAGGGACAGCGAGCUCCCAAUACACAAAGAGAGAGUUCUGUAUAUGGGAUCGCUCAGUGAUUUAAAGCGCCCGCACCGCGCCCGGCUGCCUCCCGCAACAACUCCCCAUCGUUUAAAGGUUUCGUUGUGUUUUCGUUCCGUUUCGACCCCCCCCUCCUCCCUUCUCCCCCCUCGGAGACAUAUUGUAAAUAUAUAUUUUUUGUUGGCAAUUUAGAGUCCAGCCGAUGUUUGUGCUUUCAAAUUAAAUGUAAGCGUUAAGGGUUCAAGCAAAA